UGAGCGUGUUGUUGGGUGGCUCCUGCGCCAGUCGCUCCACUGGUUCAUUUGUCGACUUCGUUGACUUUUUGCGAUAUAUAAGAGCCGAACGGCGCGUUCAGUUUUACGGUAGCAGCGUGACUGAUUCACGGCGGAACAAAGUCGCUCAAAUGACCUGCGCCAGCGACAAACCCUCCAGAGGAACUGUUAGCUGUUACUAGGCUCGGGAGUGUAAGUGUUCACGGGGUGACUGAGCUGGGUAGUCGGCCUGGUCCGGUUUGUGUCGGAGCACUGGAGAGAGGAGCGACUACUGAAAACGCGCAACCGCAGGCCGAAUACGCCGCAUUUCACCAAAGUUGAAGGGCGAGAUUAUAAUCGUUUCGCUUAAGAAAGGGGGGGAAAAAAGAGAAAAAGACGAGUGUACACUGUGCAGGUUUAUCCAGCCUGGUUGCCUGGAAUAUGGCUCACCAUGGACAACAUCAUGUUGCGAGUUCACAAAAGGCUUUGAUGUUGGAGAUGAAAGGUCUACAAGAUGAACCCGUCGAAGGGUUCAGAAUAACUUUAGUGGAUGAGUCAGACCUGUACAACUGGGAAGUGGCGAUUUUUGGACCCCCUAAUACCCAUUACGAGGGCGGUUAUUUUAAGGCUCGUAUCAAAUUCCCUAUUGAUUACCCUUACUCUCCUCCAACCUUCAGGUUCCUCACCAAGAUGUGGCACCCCAAUAUCUACGAGAAUGGCGAUGUGUGUAUUUCUAUCCUGCACCCCCCAGUAGAUGACCCCCAGAGUGGAGAGCUGCCGUCUGAGAGGUGGAACCCCACACAAAAUGUCAGGACCAUCCUGCUCAGUGUGAUCUCUCUGCUGAAUGAGCCCAACACGUUCUCCCCGGCCAACGUGGACGCCUCCGUCAUGUACCGCAAGUGGAGGGACAGUAAGGGCAGGGACCGCCAGUACGCCGACAUCAUCAGGAAACAAGUUCUAGCCACCAAAGCUGAUGCCGAGCGUGAUGGGGUGAAGGUGCCCACCACUCUAGCCGAGUACUGCAUCCGCACCCGUGCCACGCCCCCUGACGAGGGCUCCACCCUCUUCUACGAAUACUAUGACGACGACGAAUUGGAAGGGGAGGACGAUGAGGCGGAGGACUGCUGCUAUGACGAUGAUGACUCUGGGGCCGAGGACUCGUGACCCUGGCGCACGACCAAACUGAACUAAAGAACGCUGCUUCCUCCCUCGCUUUUAAACCCGUUCGGAUAAACAAAGCACAACUCGGUUUGUUUGGAUUUUUUUUUUCCCCCCUAGUACUUUUACCCUAACAUUUUUGUCUUAUUUUGUGACACAAGAUCAUUACUCGUCAGUCACCGUGCUUGGCGAGCUUGUGUUUUAGUUUUGUUGACUCAUGGUUUUGGGUUUUGGGUUAAAGGUCACUGUCGAACCAUUCUUGUGCACCUGUCAUUGAGACAUCACCUCUGUGCGUUGUCUCCGUUCAAGCACAACGUUUUAUUGUCACUCUUCGCCAAUGAAAAGCUGCUCAGUCAGAUUUACAUCUCGUGACCUAAAGAGUGCAGGUCUGUAGAACGUAACUUGGCCUCAUGCGGAGUGUUUUUAUAGCUGGCUUUCCAAUCGCAUGUACGCGCUCCUCAGCAACGUCAGUGGCGCUGCCUCGGACGUCUUGGACGUCUGACGCAGUAGCAUAGACUCAGGGCUUCUCUUUCUAAUAACAAAAUAAAUAUCAGCUUGGCAUAUGUGUGGACGCUGCUGUGUCUGUAUGUAUUUGAGUGAAUGCGAGGAAGUACACUGUAAAUCCCCGAAGAAGGCUUUUUCAACCUGAAGUGCCGAACCUGUGAACUUGCUCAACAGCUAAAAGCCAGGGGAAUCUUAGAAGUACGUUGCAAACCUGCUUAGCUUUUGAGCUGAAAUUAUUGAAGGGAAUCAGAUGUCCUGAUUCACUUAAGUUCAGUCAGUACCUUUUCAGAUCAGUUGCUUGGGCUCAUGGCCUGGUUUUACUCUGGGUUUCAGUAGUUAGUAAACCCUACAUAGUUGCAUCAGGCACUUAAAAACCCUAUAGCAUUCUUUACUGGGACUGACUGGGGCUUUAUUUACACAACACAUUGUUUAUGAUCUUUAUGGUUUUAAUGGUUUUGCUUGCUGAACAAGUUUAUUUUAAAGUCAAACUAAAACACACACCACCCCCAUCACUUUAGUACGAGCUUGAUAUUUGGAAGCCAAAGAUCCAAUAAAAACCUGUAAAAGCCAGAAUAAUCAGACGUCAGGCCAUCAUGCUGUUAACAGAUCCUAACACUGUAUGGCUCUCAUGCAAACAAAAUGCUCCAAGUCCUAAAUUUAGCCUGUCGUCAGUCGUAGCUGCAACCACUACCGUGCAACAGGAAGCAGCCUGCGGACGGGAGGACGAUCACUCGCUCUGCGCCUGUGUAGCCGUCUCUAUAAGCCGCCCUGUAUGCAACGUGUCCAGGCAUUUCUACACACUAUGAUGGUUGGUUGUUUUUGUUUUUUUUUUCCCCGGGGGGAGAAUAGCAUUCACUUUUCUUCUGUUUUGAGAACGUGUUCAUACACACGGAUUGUUGUUACCAUGAACUUUGUACCUUUUUUUAUUUCUUCUUUUUUUCCUUAUGUAAAUCUAUUUAAAAUCUGAAUAAAGAUCUUUAUUGCAGUUGGUUAGCAUUA
Molecule: messenger RNA, 2658 nt
Organism: Electrophorus electricus (electric eel)
Lineage: Eukaryota; Metazoa; Chordata; Actinopteri; Gymnotiformes; Gymnotidae
Gene: cdc34a
Product: cell division cycle 34 homolog (S. cerevisiae) a
Source: RefSeq, a predicted model, not a curated record